AUGGCAGAUUUCGAUGUCCGGGAAGCAAAGUGUUCUGAGCCUUCUGACCGCGAUGCCAUCGAGAAGCAACUGCAGGAGGUCUUUAGCAAUUGUGACUUGCCCACUCGCCGCGCUGAUGCCGUGGAUGAGGGGGAGGUGAAGGUUCAGCAGUUUGUGCACUACCCGGCUACCGAUGAUCCGUUGGACCGCUUCAAUGCCUACGUUCGAGGGAUCCUUCGUGACAUUGUCGUGAUGCAGAUUGGCGAUGAAAUCCACGUACCGUGGCCAUUGUGCUUGACGGCCUGCCUACCGAUGAUCCUCUACUCAGCUGUGAACGUGCUGGGCUGUGACAACGGCUCUUGCGACGAAUCUGCGCGGCUGGCAGGUUGUUCCUCAACGCUACAGUACAUUCUGGCCCAGACGUUGAGCUGGGUACUCGUCAUAUUGCUGACAUUCCCACUGACCUAUCCUGUAAUGCUCCGCAUGCUUAGAUGUAUUCUGUCGUUUGGCGAUGCCCCGGUGCAGCGCUGCGCGGCUUUCUUGUGUUGCUUCCUGGCUUAUGAGUACACCUAUAUGUGUGGUGGCUUGAUUUUGGGCGCCUGGGUUCCUCUUGUGCAAGACUACUCCCCAACUCAGCUCAUGUUUUUCCUGCUGGUGGUGAUCUUGAUGGUCGUCCAGUCCCUCUGCUUGUUUUACCGAUGGGAAAGACAAGACCGGGAAAACCUGACAUCGUGUCGCUGUGUCAAACGACAGGUCGCGACAUAUCAGGCAAUGGGCGCCGAAAGUGGUGUGCCUUUGGCAUCUUUCGACGAAUCUCCCCUCUAA
Molecule: messenger RNA, 804 nt
Organism: Symbiodinium necroappetens
Lineage: Eukaryota; Dinophyceae; Suessiales; Symbiodiniaceae
Source: the annotation of a GenBank genome assembly